UCCCACUGAUUUUCCACCAUGCACAUUUUCCAAAUCACAAUGGCCCAUCCACAUUUCGAAUUGACCCCUCUCCAAUUUGGCCCCAAUCCUUCCUCCCCUCCCACUCAUUUUCCCCCAUGCACAUUUUUCAAAUCACAAUUGCCCAUCCACAUUUCGAGUUGCCCUCUCUCUUCGCAAUUUGCCCAAUCCUUCCCCCCACUCAUUUUCCCCCAUGCCAAUUUCCAAUUCACAAUUGACCCCCAACCCUCUUCCACUUCCAAUUGGCCCCUUCUUUCCCCCCAUCCCCACACUCCAAGACAAUUUUCAAAGUUGCACUACCAUCCUUUACCCGCAAUCGACCAUUUCACUCACCCACACAUAUUCUCUCAUCAAAUGGCAAUUUACCAAAUGCAAUUCAUUGUCUUUUUUAAGUUCGUUCAUUAUUUUUUUGCACCAUUUUACUUAAUCACUUUAGAUAUGUGUAUUUCUUUGAAUAAAAAUCUUUCUUUCUAUACUUUCGACGACUAUGUUCUCUUUUUUUAUUGUAUAGCGUGUCAAGGCAGCUUUAAAAUUUUACUUAUUAUCAUUAUUUUUAUUGUUGGAGAAUUAACAAAUAUAGUCUUCAAAAUUAAUUCUUUUUUUGUUUUGUUGAGUUUUAUGUGUUUAUAUAAUAUUUACUUUGAACAUUUAAUUGUAACAGUUGAAAAUUAAGUCAAUGAUUAAAUUUUUUAAUAAUGUU
Molecule: messenger RNA, 718 nt
Organism: Galdieria sulphuraria
Lineage: Eukaryota; Rhodophyta; Bangiophyceae; Galdieriales; Galdieriaceae
Exons: 3
Coding region: 40-690 (216 amino acids)
Source: RefSeq, a predicted model, not a curated record